Pestalotiopsis fici W106-1 is the source of this 7047-nucleotide messenger RNA. RefSeq lists its product as uncharacterized. The coding region runs from base 1 to 7047 and encodes 2348 amino acids. The transcript has 2 exons. Gene Ontology annotation, biological process: fatty acid biosynthetic process; secondary metabolite biosynthetic process. Lineage: Eukaryota; Fungi; Ascomycota; Sordariomycetes; Amphisphaeriales; Sporocadaceae. The record is from RefSeq and is a predicted model, not a curated record. Gene Ontology annotation, molecular function: fatty acid synthase activity; hydrolase activity; 3-oxoacyl-[acyl-carrier-protein] synthase activity.
AUGUCUGUAUCUAGUAAAGACGGCGUGUCUGCGAUGGACAUACCAUCAGAUGCUGUCGCCGUCGUGGGCAUGGCCUGCAAAUUCCCUGGUGCAGAGACACUUGACGAAUAUUGGAGCAUCUUGGAUGCGGGAGAAUCAAUGCUGAAAGAUCCUCCCAACAACCAUCUGCCAACACACAAUCAUCCGCGUAGCACCGAGAAAUCGGUGUUUCACAGCAACUUCCUCAAAGAUAAUUCAAGUUUUGACAAUCGCUUCUUCAAAAAGUCCAGCCGCGAGGCAGCUUCGAUGGACCCGCAACAACGACUUCUGCUCGAAGUGUCAUAUCAAGCAUUAGAGUCUUCCGGCUUCUUUGGGCCACGUCAGCCUGACCUGGACGUUGGCUGCUACAUAGGAGUAUGUGCAUCCGACUACAACGACAACGUCGCGAGCCACCCACCGAACGCUUUCUCGGCACUAGGCACGCUGAGAGCCUUUGCUCCAGGAAGAGUCAGUCACUUCUUUGGGCUGAGGGGACCCUCGAUUGCCUUGGAUACGGCAUGUUCUUCUUCAGCGGUCGCUAUAGAUGCCGCUUGCAAGGCUAUACUUCAUGGAGAUUGCAGAAGCGCGAUUGCGGGUGGUGUCUCGGUUUUCUCCAGUCCAUUCUUUUACCAGAACCUUGCUGCAGCGUCCUUCCUCAGUCCCACUGGUGCGAGUAAGUCAUUCGAUGCUCGCGCCGAUGGGUACUGUCGUGGAGAAGGCGUGGGGCUUGUUGUUUUGAAGCGGCUUGCAGACGCCAUCUCGGACGGGGAUACUGUGUUGGGAACCAUUCUCGCCACUUCGGUUAGACAAAGCAGCAACAAAGUCCCCAUCACCGUCCCGUAUAGCUCGUCGCAAACAGCAUUGUACCGAAAGCUUCUUGACUCGGCCGGUAUUGUUGCUGAAGAUGUCACUUUCGUCGAGGCUCAUGGUACAGGCACGCCUGUCGGUGACCCUCUUGAGUACGAGGCUAUCAAAGAAGUGUUUGCCAAGAAACCAAGACAAGAACCUCUAUACUUCGCAUCCGUCAAGGGAAAUAUUGGACACACAGAGGGUGCUUCGGGAGUUGCUGGGUUGAUCAAAACGAUCCUUAUGAUGCAGAAUCGUUCGAUACCCAGGCAAGCCAAUUUCGUGUCGCCACACCCCAAGAUCUCACUUGUUCCAGGCCGCAUUGCUAUACCCACGGCAACUAUUCCCUGGACUGCAGACAGAAUGAUUGCAUGCGUGAACAACUAUGGGGCGGCAGGUAGCAUCGCCGCCAUGCUUGUCAGCGAACCACCUCGCAAGAGUGUCAAGCAGAUUCACGGUAGACUCCAUGAAAAAGUCCAAUACCCUCUACUCAUCACUGGUAAUAGUCCCAAGAGUCUUGGUGAUAACUGUGCCAGUGUUAGAGACUAUGCACUAUCAAUGAGCAGCAAAGUCGGUUCAAGCGAGAACAUCAUAGCAGAUCUCACUUUCAACCUGAGUGAUAGGCAGAACCGAGCAUUGCCUUAUAUGUUCACAACUACCAUUUCCAACUUGUCGGAGCUGGAUGAACAACUUCGUACUGCUGCAUUCAACCCCAACUCUUCCCUUUAUCAGAACAACCUCAAGCCGAAUCCGACUGUCCUUGUAUUCGGUGGCCAGAUCGGUCGGUCUGUGGAUCUCAGCAAGCACGUUUUUGAGAGUUCAGGUCUGCUCCAAAAGUACCUUGACCAGUGCGACGGUAUACUGAAAGGGCUGGGGUCUCGAGGCAUCUACCCCGACAUAUUCGAGAACAAGCAAGCAGACGAUGUGGUGAUGCUUCAGACGAUGCAAUUUUCAUUGCAAUACGCGUGUGCACAGUCAUGGAUUGCCUGCGGGUUGAAUGUAGAUUGCAUUGUCGGUCAUUCCUUUGGCCAACUGGUUGCCUUGACAGUCUCCGGUGUCCUUUCCCUAGCAGAUGGCCUCAAGUUUGUACAUGGACGCGCUGUCUUGAUGCGCGAGAGAUGGGGCUCUGAAAAGGGCUCCAUGGUAGCCAUUGAGGCCGAUCGCGCUGACAUUGAGGCACUAGUCGCAUCUGUGCGAGGUGUCGAAGUGGCCUGCUUCAACGGCCCAAGAAGCCAAGUUCUGGUUGGAUCUUCUUCUGACAUUUCCAAUGUUGUCGCGGCAAUGACAAAGUCGAGCAUGAGUGCCAAGGCAAAGAUUCUAGAUGUUACCCACGGUUUCCAUUCCAGAUUCUGCGAUCCUAUUCUCCCUGAAUUGGAGAGACUGGCAAAUGGUUUGACAUUUAAUCAACCACGAAUCCACCUAGAGACAAGUUCUGUCAAUGGCACUUGGCCAAUCGCUACAUCAAAGUUGUUGGCAGAUCACACUCGCAGUCCUGUGUAUUUCGAGGAUGCAGUCAAACGCAUCGAACAACGAUUUGGGUCGUGUACAUGGCUGGAAGCAGGUUCCAACACACUAGUCACCAACAUGGCGCGUCGUGCGUUGAAUGACCAGAAGGAGAAAAUGAGCAGCCAUGUCUUCUUCCCCAUCAACUUGAGUCGUGAUGGUGCUCUGGGCGCACUGGCUGAAACAACCACGAAUCUAUGGAAACAAGGGCACCACGUCCAAUACUGGCCAUUCCACCACCAGAAUGGUGGGUCCUAUCAGGUUAUGAACUUGCCUCCAUAUCAGUUUGAAAAGGCGCAGCAUUGGUUGGACUUUGACUUCCCGUCGGCUGCAGCGCCUGAACCAGUUCAAGAUAAGCUGGACGCAUCUCAGGUCGAGACUGUGAAGUCAGAGCCGGAGCCAGAGCCGGAGCUGAUAAGCUUCGCUGGAUUCGGAGAUGCUGAUGCAGCCCAUGAGGGGCAGAAACGCGCUAUUUUCAUCAUUGAUCCCCGUGUUGAAGAAUGGAAGGCCCUCGUCAGCGGCCACUCGGUGUUACAGGAGCCUCUCUGUCCGGCACCACUGUACAUUGAGUUGGUGCUUCAAGCAGCCAAGCAGCUUGCGGCAAUUCAGAAUAUCCCUUCUGUUCCCUUCAGCCGUGUUGAAGAUCUUGAGAUGCCUUCACCUUUGGGCAUGAGCCAAGAUAAAAUCAUACAACUUGUUUUCACGCCGACCGACCACACGGGUUGCAAGUACACCUUUUCUUUCCACGCACAGCCACGCCACGCAAACUCACGGAAAGAAGCAUUGUUUUCGAUACCAAAGGGCGCAACUACACACGCAUCCGGAAAAGUCGAAAUCCUUUUGACCAACGACAAUACUGUCACGUCUGAGUUUGAGAGAACCAGGAAGCUCUUGGAACGAAUGCGCCCAGACCAGAAUGAGGUCGGAGAUGCGAGCAGCCAGGCCGUCAGUGGCCCACUUGUAUACAAGCUCUUCUCCAGUGUUGUGCAGUACCAUGAUUUCUACCAGUGCGUCCGCAGCCUCAACAGCACCGGCGAUGGCUCAGUCUUGGCACAUGUGUCGCAACCUCAAUCUGGACCUAGCUGCAUUCAGUCGCUUCUGUCUAUGCCGUUGGCAAUUGACAACUUCUUCCAGGUCCCUGGAAUCUAUGCAAACUGCCUUGCACCUUGUCCGUCAUCUGAAGUCUUUGUAUCCACGCACGUCGAUCGCAUUCAGAUUUCGCCUGAUUUCGCCAACUUACGAGCCGAGGAAAAUGGCCAAGGCUGGGACGUCUUUGCCAUGUCGACAGCUUUGAACGACAAAGAAAUCACCAAUGACAUUUUUGUCACUGAAAAAGCCACUGGCAAACUCAUUUUCAUCGCUUUCGGGGCAAAGUUUACCAGGGUACGAAUUGCGGCCCUGGCCAAGAUUCUAUCACGAGCCAACUCUGGCGAAGUCGCACCAAGCACUGCAGCGAAAUUGCCUCCAAAAGCCCGUGUGGAAUUUGUACAAGCUGCACCAACGGUACCUCAGGUGCAGCGUGCCGUGCCGGUUGUCUCUUCAGAGACUCCACAGCACACCGCCACCCCAGUGCCUCAGCAGCAGCCAAAGCAACACCCAUCGACGAAUGGAAGCGUGUCUCUCGCACCGCCCGUGUCGAUCAUUCCGGCUCCUAGCACCGCCAUUCCUAGGAAAUCCCGAGUGGAAGGCGACCUUCGAGAAAUGCUCAGCAAGAUGACAGAUGUUCCUGCCGACGAUAUCAAGGAUGAUAUCUUAUUGAUAGACCUCGGUGUUGACUCACUGAUGGCCACGGAGGUGCUAUCAGAUAUUCAGAAAAUCUUCAACAUUUCGAUCUCACCGGAUCUUCUUCAGGAACUGCAAACAUUCGCAUCUUUGCGUCGUUACCUUGAUGGCCAGAUGAGCGGACCAGAAUCCGAUAACCAUCUGCCGGUUGUGGUGCCUUGGCAAACACCAAUCGUCCCUGCUGUAUCACCAAACGCAACACUCGCACCUGAGAUCGCCAGUCAAGAAGCAGAAGUGGACGAUCGAACCGAGAAAUCCUCAGUUGAAUACGAGAGUUCCACCAGAGACUCCGAUCAGGAACAGGAUUUGACCGCACGGCUGGCAGACUUAUUGAGUACGCACCUCGAGGUCCCAGUCGACGAGCUGGUAGCCUCACCUAAUCUUGUGGACUUGGGUCUUGACUCGCUCCUCUGCAUGGAGCUUAUGAGCGACAUUGAUAAGGACUUGGGCGUCUCAAUUGAUCUUUCGGAUCUCACGGGCGACGUCAACUUCGGCCACCUUGUCGACAAGCUUGUUGGUGAGCUCAGAACUACCAAGACAACCACUUCAAGCACACCCAAGUCAACAAAUACCUUCUCUUCCGGUGUCUCGACGCCACUUACCUCAUCGCAAAGUGGCUCAGACGACGAGAGAGAUGUUAUGCCAACAAAGACUCAGGCACCGCGUAUCUCGAUGAAUGGGCCCCUUGCAAGUGCAGCCGACGCAUUUGAGAGCAUCAAAGGCGACUAUGAUGAACAGGCAAAGCAUUACAAAUUCAUUGACUUUUACACUUCAGUGUACGGGAAACAAUCAGAGUUGGUGCUGGCCUACGUCGUAGAGGCAUUCUUGGAUCUUGGCGUCGAUUUGAAGACAUUGAGAGCCGGGGACAGAAUCCCUGCAAUCAGUACUGUGCCAAAGCAUGGUCGUAUGAUUGAUGUCUUCCACAGAAUUCUGCACCAGGCUAAAGUCGCUGAUUACAAUGGCGAAGCCUACUUCCGAUCGGAGGUACCCAUCAACCUAGCUCACUCCAGCGUCCUGUCGAGAGAGAUCAUAGCAGAGUUUCCUCAGCAUGCCAAAGAACAUAUGCUACUUGAUCUUUGCGGACCUAAUCUGGCCAAAUUCCUGACCGGCACCAUGGAUCCCCUCGCAGUUUUGUUUGGCAAUAAAGCAAAUCGGACAAUUGUAGAAGACGUCUAUGCUGAGGCCCCCAUGUUUGUCAUCAUGUCACAGCUUCUCACCUCGUUCCUCGAGAAGACUCUCAGCACAUCAACGCCCGGACCCAAUGGCAAGUUCAAGAUCGUUGAGUUGGGAGCAGGGACGGGCGCGACCACUCGUUGUGUUGUGGACCGUCUUGUCCAGCGGGGUAUCCCCAUCGAAUACACCUUCACCGAUAUCUCGCCUUCGCUGGUGUUGGGAAGCAAGCGCAAAUUCACAAAAUUCGACUGCAUGAAAUUUGGAACUAUAGACAUCGAGAAGGAACCUCCAGCUGAAUAUCUCGGGCAAUUCGAUAUUGUGCUUGCAACCAACUGCAUCCAUGCCACAAGCAGUCUUCCCAACUCUCUUGCCAACAUCAACAAGCUUUUGCGCCCCCACGGCUUCGUAUCGCUUGUGGAACUGACCACUAGAAACUUCUGGUUAGACCUUGUUUUUGGUCUUCUGGAUGGAUGGUGGCUUUAUGAUGAUAACCGUCCUUAUGUGCUCGCCACCCCGGAGUUCUGGGACCACACAAUGCGAGACAAGGGAUUCCAGCACGUUUCAUGGACUGGCGGGCACUCACGAGAGUCCGAGGCCGUCAGAGUCAUCACAGGUUUCAAACAACCUGUCCAGGAUCCGUCGUCCUACAAAAGCACGCCUCAGGGAGUAAAUGGCGGUACGGAAACGGUAGUCUUUAAGCAUACUGACAAGAGACUUCCGUUACGGGCGGACGUGUAUUACCCCUCGGCAUCCCAGGCAACUGUUCACAAGACCUGGGUUCCUGGUCUGUUGGUUCACGGAGGCGGCCACGUGAUGCUAUCGCGUCAGGACUUGCGACCGCGACAGAUUCAGCUGCUUCUCGACAAUGGUGUGUUGCCGGUGGCCGUGGACUAUAGGCUGUGUCCGGAGACGACUAUUCUGGAAGGACCGCUUGUUGACGUCAAUGAUGCAUACGUCUGGCUUCGAAAAGCUCUGCCAUCUCUAAAGCUGAUGCAGACUGAUAUCAACAAAAAGCUAGACUCUACUCGGGCUGUCGUCAUUGGGUGGUCGACCGGUGGAACACUGGCCAUGUCCUUGUCGUGGACUUCACUUCCACGAGGGAUCUCUCCUCCCGAUGCAAUUCUUGCAUUCUACUGCCCAACCGACUACCAAGACGAGUUUUGGACGAAGCCUAAUAUUCCGGAGCAUUCCGAUGCUUUUGCUAAAGAAAAGUACAACGUGAUUGAAGGCGUCUUCCCAAGUCCCAUCACUGCGUACAAUGUACCCCCAACCACCGGAUCGGCAGCGGGCUGGAUUGCACCCAAAGACAAACGCAGCCGGGUGGUUCUUCACAUGAACUGGUAUGGCCAGACGCUUCCCGUGCUGUUCAAGGGUCUACCGUCAGCAUCCGCCGUCGCUACACACGAUGCAGCUCAAUUCAAUCAUCUGGAGCAGCCGCCCGUUGAGGACAUUGUCAAAGCUAGCCCAUAUGCACAGAUCAUUCGCGGAAACUACAGGUCUCCCACUCACGUGAUCUUCGGCACGGGCGACGAUCUCAUCCCGUGGAAGCAAGCUCAGCGGACUGUGGAUGCAAUGAGGGAGUCGGGUAUCGACUGCGGAUUGACUCUUGCUCCCGACCAGCCGCACUUGUUCGACAUGUAUCGUGACUCGGAUGGAUCACGAUGGGGUUAUGUUAUGGAAGGAUACAAUUUCCUAUUUUCCAGAAUUGGGAGAGGAGAAGCAUGA